This is a messenger RNA of Oreochromis aureus, 2001 nucleotides long. RefSeq lists its product as uncharacterized. The coding region runs from base 123 to 1430 and encodes 435 amino acids. The transcript is spliced from 8 exons. The record is from RefSeq and is a predicted model, not a curated record. NCBI's taxonomy places the organism in Eukaryota, Metazoa, Chordata, Actinopteri, Cichliformes, Cichlidae.
UGUGGAGGUGUGUGCUGUGUGUUUGGAGGAGGGACUCCUUCAGUUAGAGAAGUGAGGCGUCACAAGUUCCUGGUUUCCAGUGAAGAAGAAGAGAGGCAGCAGUAAACCAUCAGAGCCUCAUCAUGAAAGUCCAUCACACUCUGAUCUGCUUCUUCUUCCUUUCAGCUCUGCAGGAUGGAAACCCUGAAGUCAACAUCAACAAAAACAUUUCCUUUGGAGUCGUUGGAGGAAAUCUAACAGCUGGAUUCCACUUUCCUGCUGGAACAUGGAAAAUGUUGUGCAGAGGAGAAUGUAAAGGAGGAAACAUUCUUAUUAAUACAACAGAUGAGAAGAAUCAAAGUCACAGAUACAGCACUGAAUAUGUAAUUGUAGAAAGUGCUCCUGCUUUGUCUGUGAGCAUCACACAGCUGAUCAUGUCUGAUGCUGGACAGUACAGCUGUGGUGUGGGUGGAUCUCCAUCAUCAGUUUCAUACAGACAGUUUGAAGUUGUUGUUGCUGAAGCACUGCUGGAUGGAGACGAUCCUGCUCAGCUGAAACACUUCUAUAAAGAAACUGGAAGCUCUCUCACAGUCGGAUGUUACUUUAAUCAGUCUGGAGGACAAAAGUUCUUCUGCAGGGGAGAAUGUGGAGAGGACAAGGUUCUUCUUCAAACAGAUGAUGAAGAUGCUUCCAAAGACAGAUACAGAAUUGGAUAUAGAGGAACUUCAGAGGAGACAUAUAGAGGACAAGGAAUUGUGUAUGUGACAAUCACACAGCUGACUGAGUCUGACUCAGGACAGUACAGAUGUUCUCUGAAUCGAUCUCAAGCUUCAUUCAGACUCUUUGUGCUCAGCGUCACAGAUGCAGUCGUCCAAUCAGCCUUCUCACCUUCACUCACCUCGAGUGUAACCACGGAGCAGCCUGAGAAAACAUCUGAAGGUGUUUCGCUGCCUGUGGGUCUGACUGUGGCUGUCAUCAUCAUCAUCAUCGUCAUCAUCCUGUUAUCAGUGUCUGUGCUGAUAUUCUGCAAGAAAAGAUCUGCAAAACCAAAGAAUCCUCGUGUGGAAACAGAGUACGCUGCUGUCACAGAGACCAACAACGCCGUGUAUGAGGAAAUCAGAGACGAGGGCGGAGAGAAAGCUGCUCCUGUGGAAAUCAGUUCAGUUUAUGCUUUGGCCAAAUACAACAACGUGCCUGAAACCACAGAUGACUACAGCAUGAUCACUGCAGCCACGCCUGAGCACAGCGUAAGGAAAACGCUGCACAGAACAAACCGAAACUGCAAACUGGGAAAGGAUGAAGACGACUCGAGCAAACUCACCAAAUCUGAGCUGAAUAGUUCAAAACCAGACGUGGCCUCUGCCAGCAGCACCUCCCCUCAGCCUCAGGGAGACGCAGGCUCUGACCCGAGCCAGUCUCUAGAAAAUCCACUGUAUUCUACUACAGACUAGCUUCUAUUCUGCUGAUGGCAUAUUUUCUCCUGCAGUGUUCAAAAUGAAGUCGUUCUCUCACAAAAUGUGAGAAUUUUUUAAUUCAAUGAUGUGACAGUUUGAGGAAAACAGUUAAAUACAGGAGAGCUUUGACUUUCUGAUACACAAACUUUAACAAUGGGAAGAAAUUCUGCUGUUGGCUGAAGUAACCAAACUAAAAACUAGGCUGAAGUUUCAUAUUUUACACGUUCAUGCUUUACAGUCUCAUCCCUAAAGGAGUUCGUCAUUCUUUACACUUAGCCAGAAGUAAACCGUUAAGAGUACAGACUGUACAUUUUACUGAGCUAAAGCCAAAAACUGUUUAUUAAUAUUAUAAAUAAAUGCUGAUUGUUUUUUUAAAGUGGAGAGUGUUAUUUGCAGUGUCCUUCUGUGCAUUCACAUGAGGUCAUAAUACUGAUUUGUUGUGGGAGCAUCUCUGCUUAACAACCAUGCUCACUAUUAUGUUUCAUGCUAAUGUUCUUUAAAGCUAAUGUAUUUUUUAUUUAUUUUAAAUUGCUCUGCAGAGUAUCUGUCAAAUAAAUGUUCAACUCAU